Messenger RNA from Babjeviella inositovora NRRL Y-12698, 1568 nucleotides. RefSeq names its product glutamate--ammonia ligase (gene GLN1). Gene Ontology annotation, cellular component: cytoplasm. The record is from RefSeq and is a predicted model, not a curated record. The coding region runs from base 98 to 1207 and encodes 369 amino acids. Lineage: Eukaryota; Fungi; Ascomycota; Pichiomycetes; Serinales. Gene Ontology annotation, molecular function: glutamine synthetase activity. The transcript has a single exon.
AAAACAACUCCUCCUCUCUUCGUUACAUUCUUCAGAAUUAACAAACUCAUUUGCAUUCAUUUUCCAAAACAUUUUUUUUGCAUAAAUAUCACACACAAUGGUUUCUAUUGUUGAAAACACCGCUGCCUUGGCCAAGUACUUGACUUUGGACCAAAGAGGGAAGGUUAUUGCCGAGUACAUCUGGAUUGAUGGUACUGGUGAAAUCAGAUCUAAGGGUAAGACCUUAUCAAAGGCUCCAGCCUCUAUCGAUGAGUUGCCAGAAUGGAACUUUGAUGGUUCUUCUACCAACCAGGCUCCAGGCCACGACUCUGAUGUCUUCUUGAGACCAGUCGCUAUGUACCCAGAUCCGUUCAGAAGAGGUGAUAACAUCAUCGUCUUGGCCGAAUGCUGGAACAACGACGGUACCCCAAACAAGUACAACCACAGACACGAAUGUGCCAAGUUAAUGAAGGCGCAUGAAUCUGAGGAUGUCUGGUUCGGUUUGGAACAGGAAUACACCUUGUUUGACAAGGAUGACAACGUCUACGCCUGGCCAAAGGGUGGUUUCCCGGCUCCACAGGGCCCAUACUACUGUGGUGUUGGUACCGGUAAGGUUUACGCCAGAGACGUUAUUGAGGCUCACUACAGAGCUUGUUUGCACGCUGGUAUCAAUAUCUCCGGGAUUAAUGCUGAAGUUAUGCCAUCCCAGUGGGAAUACCAAGUUGGUACCUGUACCGGUAUCGAAAUGGGCGAUCAGUUGUGGGUCUCCCGUUACUUGCUUUACAGAGUCGCUGAAGAAUUCGGUGUCAAGAUUUCCUUCCAUCCAAAGCCAUUGAAGGGCGACUGGAACGGUGCUGGCUGCCACACCAACGUUUCCACUGGUGCUAUGAGAGUCCCAGGUGGUAUGAAGGUUAUCGACGCCGCUUUGGAAAAGUUGGCCAAGAGACACACCGAACACAUUGCCUUGUACGGUGCUGAUAACCACGAGAGAUUGACCGGUCAUUGCGAAACUGCCUCUAUGGAUUCUUUCACCUCCGGUGUUGCUAACAGAGGUGCUUCUUGUAGAAUUCCAAGAUCUGUUGCUGCUGAAGGUUUCGGGUACUUUGAAGACAGAAGACCAGCUUCUAACAUUGACCCUUACUUGGUUACUGGUAUCAUGGUGGAGACUAUCUGUGGUGCCAUUCCAGACGCCGAUAUGACUAAGGAAUUCGCUCGUGAAUUGUCUUAGGCCGCAUCGCCUUCAGCUAAAAGUUUCUAAAAGCAUUUCUUUUUGAUUUCCAUUCUUCAUUUCUUGUCACAUCUUUUACUAUCUCUUCGGUUUUCUACGCUAAUUUACUGGGUUAUCUUUCGUUUUAAUUUUAUCAUCUCUGAUGUUUUCCGCCUUGGCCGUUGUAGUUUCUGGCCCAUGACCCUUCUUACAAGGGUAAAACUGGAGGAGAGGGCGAUUGGCACACUUUUUCCUAAUGGGGAAUAAUCCAAACACAGCCCGUGGAAGCAUAAUUAGGGCGGCUGGUUGAAUUUUCCGCUAAGCUUUUAGCUUCCAGAUCAGUCCUUUAUAUUUUAUUCCGGAAAACUUACAUAAUCUUUCC